AUGAACGGAGAAUUAUUUUACUAAUAGGUUAAGUUUUUAGAACCUCACCUCGUAGUCAAAAUUUGCGAUUACUAUAUUAAAUAAAAUACUUUUGAUGAGCAAUGGAUCUUAAAGGAAAAGAUUGCUGCCCUUUUGAAAACCAGAUUAUACGAUUAGUUAAAUGCUGAAGUACUCAAACUUAAAAAUCACUAAUUGCCUGAUUUGAAGAAACAAAUUGAAGCUUGCAGAUUAGAAACUGCUGAAUAAGCAUUAGGUGAUAAGGCAAAAUAAUUUUUCGAAGAUAUUAUGAAAUUUUACAAUGAAAUCGAAAAGGAUAGAUUUAAAGCUUCUACAAUUACAAAGUUAUGUGGUGAUAUUAAAUUUGGUUUGUUAAGAAAAUUGGCAUAAUAUAGUUUCAUCUUAUACGAUGUUGGUAAUUACGAUGUCUCUUUGAAAAUCAUCAACUGCAUUUACAGUCUCCUCUAAAACCAUCAAGAUGAUCAAAGCAUCCUAAAUAUUUUAUGGGGAAAAAUUGGUUGUGAACUUUAUGUUUAAAAGUUUGAUGAAGCCAAGGAAACAAUUAGAGCCAUUAGAAAAGAACUCGAAAAGGAAGAAUUUUCUGGCCACUUUUAGAUUUACAAUAGAGCCUACUUAAUUUAUCAUGCUAUUUAUGCUUAUUUCUAACCUAAGUCUACUGAAUCAGACUUUGAAGCCUUUAUUGAAUUAAUUACUGGAGAAUAGUAUGUUGCUACUAUUUAGAUGGUUUGCUCAGAAGUUAUUAGAUAUCAUGCUUGUGCUCUUUUAUUGACUAGAAGCAAUUAAUACCACCUCACUUAGUUUUUGAAUAGCUUCUAAAAGGGAGUUUUUGAUUAUAAAGAUAACUUAAUUGAAUUCUUGAAGUUGACUUUAAUCGAUUUCUAAUUCAAUGCUGCUGAAUAAACUCUUAAGUAGCUCUCAAAUGAACUUUCAAAGGAUUAUUUCCUUUCAAACUAAAAAGAACAAAUUAUCACUGCUGCUUAACAUCUUUUCUUCAAAUCAUAUUGCAAAGUCUUUGAUAUUGUAGAAAUUAAGAUGGUUAGUUCUUUCUUAAACUGUUCAGCUAGCGAUGCUGAAACAUGGAUUGUUAACUUUAUUAGAGUAUCAAAUAUUGAUGCUAAGAUUGAUUCUGAAAAUGGUAUAGUUCACAUUACUAAAAGAUAGAACAACUUUGAUGAAACAAUUAAUAAUAAGCUCAGAGAAAUAGUUCCAAGAACAGUUUUACUUGUUAAUAAUAUGAAGAGAAUCAUUCCAUAAAAUUGA
Molecule: messenger RNA, 1278 nt
Organism: Tetrahymena thermophila SB210
Lineage: Eukaryota; Ciliophora; Oligohymenophorea; Hymenostomatida; Tetrahymenidae
Product: eukaryotic translation initiation factor 3 subunit E
Exons: 9
Biological process (GO): translational initiation
Cellular component (GO): eukaryotic translation initiation factor 3 complex; cytoplasm; nucleus
Molecular function (GO): translation initiation factor activity
Source: RefSeq, a predicted model, not a curated record